AUGUUGCACCUCACACCACUGAGCCAUAUGUUCUCCUGCUUAUCGGAUACGGGUUUGGUUAGGAUACUGCUCAGCUUCCCCAAGCUUGUUAGACCCUGGCUUAAAAAUUUAGUAUUGUUAAACAGUUUGGCAGAAAUGGCUGCAUUCAUGAAUAUAAGAUCUGUAAAAUUUUAUCGCGAAAGAAAAGAAAGUCGUGCCGAACAAUACCGCGGUCUGUAUAGAUUUAGUGAAGAAAAUGUGGAGCCAAAAGUGGAGACUAGAGGUGGUGCAUUGAGUCCAAAAAGAAUGCAAAUAUUUUUGCGAUUUCUAAGUGAUCCUGGAUUUCAAAUAGGGAUCGGAAAAGAAGAAGAAGUUCAGAGAACAACAAUGUGUAAAACGAUAUCUCACGUUUUACCAAAAAUAGUUGAAAAGGCAGGAAUUUGGAUUAAAUUUCCUAUAGAAAACUCGACUGACCAAGCAACCAACGAAUGGGCACAGUUGUAUAGAUUUCCCUGUGCUUUUGGUGCAACUGAUUGCACUCAUGUACCAAUGAUAAAGCCAUCGCUACAUGGUUACGAGUAUAUCAAUAGGAAAGGCUGGUGUAGUAUAAAUGUGCAAGCAACUUGUGACGGAAAAGAAAUUUUUACAUCCGUAGAUGCUGAAUGGCCUGGCCCGGUGCACGACAGUCGUAUUUUAAGAAGAUCAAAUAUUUUUGGUAUGAUGAGAAGACGUCAACAGAACUAA
Acanthoscelides obtectus is the source of this 723-nucleotide messenger RNA. The record is from the annotation of a GenBank genome assembly. NCBI's taxonomy places the organism in Eukaryota, Metazoa, Arthropoda, Insecta, Coleoptera, Chrysomelidae.